UAAGAAUGAAAAAUUUGUGAAGUUUGUUUUGUUAGUAGAUUUUGUGAAUUAUGCUAUUUAUGUUUUAAUGUGUUGUGUUUUUAUGGUAUUAUAAGUUUAAAAGACUAAAAGUGAUAUAACUAGAAAUUAUAAUGAAUAAUUUGACUUGGAUGGAUGUUGCAUUGCAACAAGCACAGUAUUCUUUAAAAGCCAAUGAAGUCCCAGUUGGGUGUUUGUUUGUAUACAAUAAUGAAGUCAUUGCUACAGGUAGCAAUACAGUCAAUGAAACACGAAAUGCAACUAGACAUGCUGAAAUAAAUUGCAUAGAUCAAGUUUUAAAGUUUUGUAAAGAAAAAGAUUUGAAUUAUAAAAAGGUUUUUUGUGAUAUGGAUGUUAUUGUUACUGUUGAGCCAUGUAUAAUGUGCACAUCAGCAUUAUUUCAGUUGCAAGUACGCAAUAUUAUAUAUGGUUGUGCAAAUGACCGUUUUGGUGGAUGCAAUAGUGUUUUUGAGGUACCAAAAAUUUAUAAUUCAAACACAAAAAUAGUAGGAGGUAUCAAAAACGAUGAGGCAAUGGCAUUGUUAAAGGAAUUUUAUAAAGGUACAAAUCCAAAUGCACCUGAAUCAAAAGUAAAAAAAGGUCGUAAACAGAAGGAUACAGACACAAAAAAUAUGUAAUUUAUUCAGUACCAAAUGCAUUUUUAUGUUGUCUCAUUGUAGGCAAUUAACAGUCAAAUUUUUAUCUUUAUUUUUUUACACUCUAUGAUAUUACAUAUA
Messenger RNA from Megachile rotundata (alfalfa leafcutting bee), 755 nucleotides. RefSeq names its product tRNA-specific adenosine deaminase 2. NCBI's taxonomy places the organism in Eukaryota, Metazoa, Arthropoda, Insecta, Hymenoptera, Megachilidae. Gene Ontology annotation, cellular component: nucleus; cytoplasm. Gene Ontology annotation, molecular function: tRNA-specific adenosine-34 deaminase activity. The record is from RefSeq and is a predicted model, not a curated record. Gene Ontology annotation, biological process: tRNA wobble adenosine to inosine editing.